UUCCUCGUAGUAAUGCCAGUGAAUCUUGUCAAGAACUCUUUGUGCUUUGAAAACAGACAUAGGGAUAUGUUUUUGUGAUCUUUAAUUAUGAUUAGUAAGCCAUGGUUUGAUCCUCAAUCCAAGUGCCUACUAGGACCAUGAGAAGCAUAGUCUUUACUCUUGACAAAGUAGCUGUCUAGCUGUCUGUCUCAUAUGUCUUAGUUUUCUAGCCUCAUAAAUCGAUGAUGUGAUACAUCAAUCCAGAAAGUUCUACCCCUAUUUUAAGUGUUGUUCAGUUUAUCAGAAUGCUUAUUACUUGGUUAGACUGGGAUGGUGAGCUGGUCAGUCUUUCUUCCGUGUGCUUGCUACUCUCCCAUUCAGUAGAGCCGAGGAAUUAAUUAUCAGAAGAAAAGUCUUUGCUCUAGUGAAGGAAUUGUCACUUUUAAGACUGUGCCUGUUCAACUAAGCAGGUGGUGGCUGGCUUCUACUUUGGCUUGAUCAAGUGCUCAGUUUUCUGAAGCACCUCAUCUUGUGUAUUUGCAUGAAAUCAACAAGGCAAGUGCACAUGACUUAUUUGCAUCUCUGGAGUCUGUUUUGUGGUCUCUUCAUUUCUGAGCUUUUUUUUUUCAAAUAGAGUGUUCAAGUAUUUCUUACACAAAUUUUAUAUCAGGUGACGUUCGAAUUGACAAGCUGCAACUUUUGGCAGAGCAGCUGUUUGUUUCAUUCCACAUUUGCGAUGGCUUAUCAUACCAAAUUCCUCCUUUUGUUUCUGCUCUUUGGGAGCUCAUCGUUUUGUUUUGGUUUUCAACUUGAUAUCCAGUGCCUGUUGUCUGUGCAAGAAUCAGUGAUUGAUUCCAAAGGCAUACUCAUGUCCUCAUGGGAUUUCGUCACCAAUACCACCGGUGGUUACAUAUGCCGAUUCACUGGCGUGGAAUGCUGGCACCCAGACGAGAACAAGGUUUAUGCUUUGCGUCUCAGCAACCUAGGGCUUGAAGGCCCAUUUCCUCAAGGUCUUCAACAUUGCACAAGCUUGAACAUACUGGACCUGUCAAGUAACAAACUUUCAGGACCGAUCCCUGCUGACAUCUCAUGGAGGCUGUCGUAUGUGUCAUCUCUGGAUCUUUCCUUCAAUAAAUUUUCAGGUGAAAUCCCAGAUAGUAUAGCAAAUCUGAUAAAUCUGAAUGGCCUCAACCUUCAGCACAACCAAUUAAGUGGACGGAUUCCUGCUUCACUGCAGAAGUUUGAUGCUUCAUACUUUGCUGGAAACCAGGAACUUUGUGGUACACCACUGCACUAGUGUCCUAGGAGGAGAUGGAGACUGAGACGGAUCAGGCUGACCAGCAUCAAUGAUCAGUCCAGCAUCGGAGCAGUCGUCGUGGGGUUCGUGGUGGCCUUCUACUUCCCUCACUGCUUCAUCUUAUCUGAGAGGCUCCUUGUCCGGAUAAUAUGACCCAGUUGUUCUGGAACUUUGUCUGCCAUCAACUUCCGGAGGCCAAACAAGCACUUCCAACAGCAACUUUAGUUCUCACCCCUGCAGUAGCAGUUCACCAACAUGUAUACCUGGUACCCUAGCGAGUGUAGUGUUUUUUCUUCACUUUUAAUGCAAAUGGUGCAAGGUAUUCUCUUAAGGAAAAGAGCGAUGCACGGAAUUACAGGUUAUAUACUUGUAAUGUUUUUUGUAGUGUAUUUGAGGUUUCAAAAAAAGACAAAGAGUUAUAUUCGUGUUCA
Triticum dicoccoides is the source of this 1707-nucleotide messenger RNA. RefSeq names its product probably inactive leucine-rich repeat receptor-like protein kinase At5g48380. The coding region runs from base 716 to 1276 and encodes 186 amino acids. Lineage: Eukaryota; Viridiplantae; Streptophyta; Magnoliopsida; Poales; Poaceae. The transcript has a single exon. Gene Ontology annotation, molecular function: protein binding. The record is from RefSeq and is a predicted model, not a curated record.